GCAUAAAUGAGCAAACAAAAGAAGAGAAUAAUCAACUUCUGGACGCUGUUUUCAAGAAACAUCGAGUUGUGUUACACAGAACAGAUGUUGAUGAUGAACGUCAUCUCCAUGAGCGGGAGGAAGAACCACCACCCUUCUGCAUAAAAGAGGAAGAAGAGGUACCACAGCCCCCAAACAUUAAAAACGAAGAGGGGGUACCACAGCCCCCAAACAUUAAAAAUGAAGAGGGGGUACCACAGCUCCCAAACAUUAAAAAUGAAGAGGGGGUACCACAGCCCCCAAACAUUAAAAAUGAAGAGGAGGUACCACAGCCCCACAUUAAAGAGGAAGCGGAGGAACACAACAUCAGUCAGGAGGGCGAGCAUCUUGAAGGACUGGUGGAGUUCCCAGUGACUGGUGUCCCUGUGAAGAGUAAAGAGGAUGAGGUCGAAGGUGAAAGUGAGGAGAAGAGAGAGGCGGAGCCUCCAAGCAGCAGCUCAACACAACACAUGACAACAGAAGCUGAUGGAGACCACUGUGGAGGAUCACAAGCAGACCAGCUCGUAGCUCCACUAUCAGAUAGUGAGGACACAACGUCACACUCUUCUGACACUGAUGAUGAAGACUCUACAGAUGAUAAGACAUGGGACCCUGACAACACUGACUGGAAAUGUUCUCACUGUGACAAAAGUUUUGGCCUCAAAAAGUCUCUAAAUAGACACAUGAAAAAUCACACUGGAGAGAAACCAUUUCCGUGCUCGGCGUGUAAUCAAGUAUUCAGCGUAAAAGCGGACCUGAUAAAACACGCAAGAAUACACACUCAAGAUAAAUAUUUUUUUUGUUCAGUGUGUGGCGAAUCUUUCACACGGCGUGAAAGUUUGAAAAGACACAUGAGAAGACACCCUGAAGUGAAACUAUUUUUCUGUUCGGUGUGCGGGGCAGGUUUUGUUAAAAAGGACAGUUUGAAUAAACAUAUGAAAACACACACGGGAGAAAAACCUUUUUCCUGCGCAACCUGCGGCAUGUGUUUUUCAAGGAAGGACAGUUUGAGAGAGCACACAAGAAAACACACCGGAGAAAAACCUUUUCCCUGCUCAACCUGUGGCUUAUGCUUUUCCAGGAGGGACCGAUUGAAAGAGCACACAAGAACGCACACUGGAGAAAAACCUUUUUCCUGUUCUGUGUGUGAUUCAAAUUUUGGCCGAAGUGAUUAUUUGAAAAUCCACAUGAGAAUGCACACUGGAGAAAAACCUUUCUCCUGUACAACCUGUGGUUUAGGUUUUACAAGGAAGAGCCGUUUGAAUUAUCACACGAGAAUACACACUGGGGGGAAAGUGCUGAGUUGCAGUGUGUGUGAUGAAAAAUUCUCUCAUGAGUACCAACUCAGCAAACACAAGUGUGCUGGUGAAAACAGCGGCAGUAAAAUAGAAAAGCGCUCCGCAGACCUCCACCAGGAUCCGGAUGUUGAUCAGGAUCAACACCGAAAUACGUCGAUGAUGAGCAGGAGGAAGAACCACCACUCUUCUGCAUAAACAAUGAAGAGGAGGUACCACAUCCCCCAAACAUUAACAAUGAAGAGGAGGUACCACAGCCCCAAUAUAUUAAAGAAGAAGAAGAGGAACACAACAUCAGUCAGGAGGGCGAGCAUAUUGAAGGACUGGUGGGGUUCCCAGUGACUGGUGUCCCUGUGAAGAGUGAAGACGAUGAGGUCGAAGGUGAAAGUGAGGAGAAGAGAGAGGCGGAGCCUCCAAGCAGCAGCUCAACACAACACAUGACAACAGAAGCUGAUGGAGACCACUGUGGAGGAUCACAAGCAGACCAGCUCGUAGCUCCACUAUCAGAUAGUGAGGACACAAUGUCACACUCUCCUGACACUGAUGAUGAAGACUCUACAGAUGAUAAGACAUGGGACCCUGACAACACUCACUUGAAAUGUUCUCACUGUGACAAAAGUUUUGGCCUCAAAAAGUCUCUAAAUAGACACAUGAAAAAUCACACUGGAGAGAAACCAUUUCUGUGCUUGGCGUGUAAUCAAGUAUUCAGCAUAAAAGCAGACCUGAUAAAACACGCAAGAAUACACACUCAAGAGAAACCUUUUUGUUGUUCAGUGUGUGACGAAUCUUUCACACGGAGUGAAAGUUUGAAAAGACACAUGAGAAGACACCCUGGAGUGAAACGAUUUUUCUGUUCGGUGUGUGGGGCAGGUUUCGUUAAAAAGGACAGUUUGAAUAAACAUAUGACAACACACACGGGAGAAAAACCGUUUCCCUGCGCAACCUGUGGCAUGUGUUUUUCAAGGAAGGACCGAUUGAAAGAGCACACAAGAAGACACACCGGAGAAAAACCUUUUCCCUGCUCAAUCUGUGGUUUAUGUUUUUUCAGGAGGGACCGAUUGAAAGAGCACACAAGAACGCACACUGGAGAAAAACCUUUUUCCUGUUCUGUGUGUAAUUCAAAUUUUGGCCGAGGUGAUUAUUUGAAAAACCACAUGAGAAUGCACACUGGAGAAAAACCUUUCUCCUGUACAACCUGUGGUUUAUGUUUUACAAGGAAGAGCAGUUUGAAUCAUCACACGAGAAUACACACUGGGGGGAAAGUGUUGAGUUGCAGUGUGUGUGAUAAAAAAUUCUCUCAUGAGUACCAACUCAGCAAACACAAGUGUGCUGGUGAGAACAGCGGCAGUAAAAUAGAAAAGCGCUCCGCAGACCUCCACCAGGAUCCGGAUGUUGAUCAGGACCAACACCGAAAUGUAAUCACUUGUUCCUUAUCCCAUUUCUGACAUGUCCUGAAAGUUGCACUGAUGUCCAACCAGACUUUUGUUUUAUUUUGUUAUGAUGCAAACUACCUGCCUGACUAUCAAACAUAGUUAUUUUUAUUUACUUUUCAAUUACUUCAAUGGCAAACAUGAAAAUAUGUUUCUUAGUUACACAUCCUGGAAAACAACAUCCACACCACAGUUUAUAUUUAUUAGACUUAGACUUCCUUUUAUUGUCAUUCAAAUUUGAACUUUACAGCACAGAUAAGAACGCAGUUUGGUUGCAUUAGCUUGUGGUAGUGCAGGAUAAAAGAGCAAUAAGGUGCAGAUAUAAAUAAAUAGAUUACUGUACAGAUAAAUAUAUUGCACUUUUGCAUAUGCAUCCACGUUUAUGGAUGUAUGUUAUAUUGUCUUUAUAUUCCAGCGAGUUAAUCCAUUUUGGGGGUUAAUUAUGCACACCUUUUUGUCACGGCCCGGGCGCCCUCAUCUGUGUGCUCUGCUGAUUGCGCCUCCAAGAGCGCACCUGCGCGUGUCAGUCCUGCUGCAGCCGGCAGCUGCAGUCAAUCUCCGGCAAUCGGCACACCUGAAGUUGAUCAGAGGUCCUGCCUUCAAAAGCCUGCACAACCUGCUACUCCGGGCCGGAACGUAGUCUUCUGUUCGAGUACACUACCCCUUCGUUCCCGAGUUUCGAGCUGUGCGCCUCGUCUCACCCCGCGUUUCCUCUGCUUCCCUGACUGUCUCUCAGAUCUCGACCUCCCGCUUGGACACGGACCUUCUUCGCCCCGCUAUAGCGCCCCGACUUCCUGCCUGCUCACGGACCUCCGAGCUCUGCCUUGUCCCUCCUGAUCUUCCGCCUCUCGCUCAACACUACCGGUCACACUCAACAGCUAAUCUCCACACAUAGUCACACACCAUACACACUUUGGAUCUAGUCACACUCCAUUCUCUCGUUCAUUUUGAUUAUUGCUUGUUAUUAUAUACGUAUAUAGUCUGUGUAUAUAUAUAUAUAAUACAUCAUAGAGUUAAAUACUACGCCCCCUUGUGGUCUGUGCCGUAUACUCCCCCGUACACAACACUUUUGUACGAUAGACAUUUUUGUUUGUACUAGCAAUUUUAAACCAGCGCUGUAUCCUUUGCAUGUGACCUUGUAGAAUAAGAUAUCUGUUUUUCAUGAAUAAUGCUCUGAAUCUUUGAGACAGCACACCUGUUCCAAGUUGCCAGUCAGGCUUCUUUUUAUGCCAGCCCCGCCCUUUUGUCAGUGCUGGAUCAUUGCUUGCCCUUGCUUAGUGAUCGUUGUUUCGCUUGUGCUUGUAAUGGCAAGUUUCCUAUACACUUCCCAGCUGCACUAUUUCUACCUUGUUUUUAAGUAUUGACUUUGUUGACGUAAAGUAAAGUGAACCACCGCACGUAACCAUAACAAUGUACAGUAUUAACCUUAGAGACUGGACUUCUACGGUAUCUCCUUCCAGCUGUUUCUUUGUCAUACACACCAUCAGCAGCUUGUACAUACUUUCAUGGAUACGUGUUUGCCUUUUAGACGUUGUUUUAACAUUAUCUGCUAUGUCAGGACAAUAAAACUUGUAAUGUUGUGUUCGUAAGUCUUGAGUAAGAUGAUAAAAGUGAUAUUAGACAAUCAGACACUGUUAUUAUGCUAAUAGGCUAUGUUAUUCUUAAAUGAUCUAUUAAAUUUAAUUUCAUGGCAAGCAUAUAUAUAUAUAUACAUACUAGGGGUGUGGGAAACAAUCGAUUCGAAUUCGAAUCGCGAUUCUCACGCUGUGCGAUUCAGAAUCGAUUCUCAUUUUUAAAAAAUCGAUUGUUUUAUUUUUUAUUAUUUAUAAUUUUUAUUUUAUUUUAUUUUAUUUUUUAA
This is a messenger RNA of Entelurus aequoreus (snake pipefish), 4601 nucleotides long. Its product is annotated as gastrula zinc finger protein XlCGF8.2DB-like. Gene Ontology annotation, cellular component: nucleus. Lineage: Eukaryota; Metazoa; Chordata; Actinopteri; Syngnathiformes; Syngnathidae. The record is from RefSeq and is a predicted model, not a curated record. Bases 489 to 1511 code for a protein of 340 amino acids. The transcript is spliced from 4 exons.